Molecule: messenger RNA, 928 nt
Organism: Eurypyga helias (sunbittern)
Lineage: Eukaryota; Metazoa; Chordata; Aves; Eurypygiformes; Eurypygidae
Gene: KLHDC10
Product: kelch domain containing 10
Exons: 6
Biological process (GO): positive regulation of stress-activated MAPK cascade
Molecular function (GO): protein binding
Source: RefSeq, a predicted model, not a curated record
ACAUGCUUCCCUGUGGCUAAACACCGGCUGCUCUCGGAACACCACUACAGCGGGUGUAGUCCUGACCCUCGGAGACAAACUCCUGUGCUGGCAUUUCACUGAGGCUGUUUUCCCUUCUCAUUUUGCCCUAGGCCACAGGUCUCCACCAGCAAGAAGCGGGCAUCGUUGCGUGGCAGACAACGCCAACUUGUAUGUGUUCGGAGGCUACAAUCCUGACUAUGAUGAGUCCGGUGGGCCAGAGAAUGAAGACUACCCGCUCUUCAGGGAACUGUGGCGGUACAACUUCGCUACUGACACCUGGCAUCAAAUGAGCACUGAGGGCUACAUGCCGAGGGAACUAGCCUCCAUGUCACUUGUAUUGCACGGCAACAACCUGCUUGUGUUCGGGGGCACCGGGAUCCCCUUUGGGGAGAGCAAUGGCAACGACGUCCACGUCUGCAAUGUCAAGUACAAAAGAUGGGCUCUGCUCAGCUGCCGAGGAAAGAAACCCAAUCGGAUCUAUGGCCAGGCCAUGGCCAUCAUCAAUGGUUGCCUCUACGUGUUUGGAGGAACAACCGGUUACAUUUACAGUACUGAUCUACACAAGCUGGACCUCAACACUAGAGAGUGGACCCAGCUGAAGCCAAACAAUAUGUCCUGUGACAUGCCAGAGGAGAGGUACAGACAUGAGAUUGCACACGAUGGCCAACGGAUUUACAUCCUGGGAGGUGGAACUUCCUGGACAGCUUAUUCCUUAGAUAAAAUCCAUGCCUACAACCUUGAAACCAACACCUGGGAGGAAAUUGCCACAAAACCUCAUGAAAAAGUUGGUUUCCCAGCAGCCAGAAGAUGCCAUAGCUGCGUUCAGAUAAAGAAUGGUAAGAUCCGCCUCUUGAAAACUGGUGUCUCUCAUAAGCCUAGCAGCGACAAGCUCGUCCUUCUCGCCUGA